Messenger RNA from Danio aesculapii, 2013 nucleotides. RefSeq names its product paralemmin 1b (gene palm1b). Gene Ontology annotation, biological process: regulation of cell shape. Bases 371 to 1108 code for a protein of 245 amino acids. The transcript has 7 exons. Lineage: Eukaryota; Metazoa; Chordata; Actinopteri; Cypriniformes; Danionidae. The record is from RefSeq and is a predicted model, not a curated record. Gene Ontology annotation, cellular component: membrane.
UGCCAGACAUUGCCCACAACACGCUUGCCGAAUAACUGACUGACUGUCGCGCGGGAAACAAAGGCUGGGCUGCCGUGAAGUCAACAGUCGCUCCAUCCUGAAGCCAUGUGAGAGAGAGCCGCUGCUGCACAGCACACAUUCAGCGUCGGGUCGAGCGCCGCUCCCCGGAAAACAAACCGCACGCCCCUGCCAAAAGCCGUAUUCGCUACCCGAGAGAAUAAGCGAAUUAAUGCCCAUCAUUAGGUAGUAGUAUCCCAGUCGUAUUGAUCGCCUGUAUCGUUUACGCCUCCGAGCGGGGGUUUGGUUUUUCCCGAGCGGGCGCGCGAGAAAAACAUUUUGCUAUCGAAAGGGAACUGCUCUGACCAUUGAGAUGUCGGAAGCUUUGUCACAGCAAGAGAGACUUCGGGCCAUUACUGAAAAGAGAAAGAAGGAGGCUGAGAUUGAGAACAAAAGAAGACAACUGGAGGAUGACCGCCGACAACUCCAGCAUCUCAAGUCAAAGGCACUGAGGGAGCGAUGGCUGCUGGACGGAGCGCCAUCCAGUGGAGAAGACGAGGCACAGAAACAACUACAAGAGGACGAAGCCAAGACCAAACUGCUGGAGGAGACCAUCCUCAGACUAGAACAGGAAAUCGACGAGCUUGAGACUGGCGUGCCUUUGAAUAAAGGAGAAAAACAGGGCAAUGAGAAUGCACCUGAUGGUCCACUGAAGGCAGUAGAGAAUGGCAUACAGCAGCCCAGCCCAGAUCAAAACAGCAAGAAACAGAUUACAGGGAUUGAGGCCAAGCUGCAGUGCACAAACCCCGAUGCGGCCAUUGAGAACGCCAGUGCUGAGCAUCCCAUAACCAUGGUCUUCAUGGGCUACAAGAACGUAGAGGACGAGGCCGAGACCAAGAAGACGCUGGGCAUUGAGGAAACGGUGAAAGCUGAAUUCGUGGUCAUCGAGGACGGCGAGAGCAAAGCAGGAAACGAAGGGGCCAAAAAUGAUCAAGCUCCACCCAACGGCAGUGCCUCCAGUCCUGACAAAGCCGACGCCAAGAAGGAGGAGUCGAAAGAAGAGGGCAAUUCGAAAGAAAAGCAGCCCUGCAAGUGCUGCACAGUCAUGUAACCCUCGAAAUGUAGACUCUGACCCCCCUGACCAUAACGCAACAAUGAAGAAGUAUACCCCGUAUACUUACGAUUAACUUUUGUUGUCUAGUAUGUAUUUCUUUUUUUAUUUUUAUUAAUAUUUUUCUAUAUUUCUUGUCUUGACAUUUAUAUAUCUAUAUAUAUAUAUAUAUACAUAUAUUUUCAUUAUGUAAUCUUAUGAAGUCCAGUAUUUUGCUCGUCGAAGAACAGAAAAAUGAGGACCACAACAGACUCCACUUUAGACAACACCAUGGUUUUAAAGAACAUUUCUGUGGCCCUCGCCCUUAUUUUUGUUUUAAGAAAGAUAAGAUAAACGUCUCGAUAUAUUAAAUGAACUAGCUAUUUAUCUCCCGUAUACAUUUGUGUUUUUAAGAUAUUACUUUAUUACUGAGAAGAAAUGACUAUAUUGAUAUUACGAUGUUAUGUUUUUAAUAUAUAUUUUGAGCCUUCUGUUUUGUUUUAAUAUUUCUUUUUUGUUUGCCAAAUCAUCUCAGACCACUGUGAACACUGGUACAUGUGUAGUCUUUGUCCACGAUCGCACAUUAUUAUGCAUUACACUUCAUAGUAGCCCGAUACGUUUGUAAAUACGAUCCAGUUAUCCAUGCUAUGGUCGAACACAUUUAGUCAUGUUGUUUAAAAUAGGACACGUUAAUUACCCCAGAUCUUCAUUAUAAUCACAGCAACUAUCCGCUUUAACAGUGCAUCACUUUUUAUAGAUCGAAUAAUAUUUAUAAGAUAACCAAAUUUUUUUUUCCCUGCAGUACAUCAAAGAUAACAUUGUUGGAUAUAAUAGUAAUCAAUGCCUCAUAUUGCAUAUAUGUAGCCCAUACUGUUAAAAUGCAUUGUUACCAUAUGCAAAAUAUAUCUUUAUAUUAUUUUUUGUGG